AUGGAAGAUAACUGCUCAACACUCGAAGAAGCUAGAAACCCGUUAAGGAAAGCAAGGGAGGAAAUCGACUCUCUCCGCAAUACCAACGAAAAACUAACACAUACUAUAUACAACCUGGUUGAAAUUAUGAUUUCCAACGCAAGAUCAGACAACUCCCUCAUUAACAAUCUCAGGGAAUGCCCUCGGCAAAUAACCACAAACCUCAGCCUCAAGAACCAACCCGGCACGAGUAUCCAUGAGGCCCCAUCUAGACUGCCAAGCCCCUCCGCAACCCCUAACAACUUAAGCUCGGAAGCCAGCACCUUUGAUAGCAGCAACCUAGAGAUUCCCGGUACCACCAACUCCGACUUAAACAUCUCUGGGCACACAAAAAACGCGACAACCUGCACCUGCACUAGUACCACAACAGGAACCAACAGCAGUUCACGCAGCUCCACUAGCAUCAGCAGAACUUCGUCUCACAGGGGUAAGGGAGGGAAUCAGUGUCUAUUAUGCGGCGCUUUCUACACCAGCCGC
Iphiclides podalirius (scarce swallowtail) is the source of this 516-nucleotide messenger RNA. The record is from the annotation of a GenBank genome assembly. Lineage: Eukaryota; Metazoa; Arthropoda; Insecta; Lepidoptera; Papilionidae.